AAAUAAUUUGACAGCCGAAGUGUCACGCAUUGAUCGAAAAAAGAAGACAUUCAAUAUUUUGUGAAAAUUUUCUGCUCCACAGAAAACGCUCAUUUUGUUUUUCUCAAGCAGAUCAGAAGUAUCCGAAUUCCAAUUUUCAACAUGAACAACGUCAAGACCGUCAGCCGUCUGGCACAAUUGUCUGCCCGUCAAAUCACAUCAUCAGCAGCCAAUAAUUCGAAAAUGGAAGUGCAUCCCGGCUACAAACAGUUGAAGGAGCUGCAGAAAAAGUACCAGGCUAAUGACGGAAAGCCAGUGCAUUUGAAACGUCCAGGUGAUAAGGCUUUGUUGUAUCUAACCUUCGCUGGAUGUGGAGCUGGAUUGGUCGGUGUUGCGCAAUUGUUCUACCAACUUUCGUAAAUUCAACAGUUCGAUCGAUUCGUUGAGAGGUAUAGUCGUCGGAUAAUAUUGUAAACUUAGUCAAAAACAAAAAAACAAAAAUUCAAAUGAAAGAUGAAAAAACGUAGCAGAAUGAAAGUUUUCAAUUUAGUUUUUGGAAAAAAAUCCUGAAUAACAAUUCAAUUGAAACGAAAGUUUCCAAACCAAAAAUCAACAAUGGAUCGCAUACAUAACGGGUUACAGUAAAGGUACAUUUCCAUUCAAACAUUUCAUUCAAACUUUAUGUUUCGUUGAUGAUUGACUUAAGUAUAAUGCAUUUUGAACAAUAAAAGUUGCUUUUAUUUUCAUUGA
Bradysia coprophila is the source of this 729-nucleotide messenger RNA. It is a transcript of the gene COX7A, whose product is annotated as Cytochrome c oxidase subunit 7A. The record is from RefSeq and is a predicted model, not a curated record. Lineage: Eukaryota; Metazoa; Arthropoda; Insecta; Diptera; Sciaridae. Gene Ontology annotation, biological process: mitochondrial electron transport, cytochrome c to oxygen. Gene Ontology annotation, cellular component: respiratory chain complex IV.